CAUACCAUAGGCAUACGUAGUGUGCCCACUAUAUAGCGAUCACCAGGCGCAUCCUGAACACGAGCCCCUAAAGCACCGUGGAGCAAGGCACGAACCCAACCACCAGUCCUGCGCACCGCUUUCUCUACUGCUUCUGCCUUCCAUUUUUACGUCUAGAGCGAACACAUAUGAAGUGACAGGCCUCCUUGGUAGAUUAUUCUCGGAGCAGCAGCGAGGCGCAGCAACCCUCGGAAGAUGACGCGUCGGGCCUGCCUCACGCUCGCUUGCGCUCUGCUGCUUGGCCAGCAGGCGUAUGCAGUUCCUAGCUUCCUUCGAGGUGGCUCGAAGAUUCACAAGGAGGCUAAGCAGGGGCGGGGUGACUCCGCGGGAACUAGCGCGCAUGCAACCCUCAGUAACAACGAUGCGCUGGAGGCAUUCAUGGAAGGCAGCCCGGCGGGAAUAGCUAUCGUGGCUCGGCAGGCCCUGUUCGAUUACGCUACGGGCGUGGCCUUCAUGUUCCUCAGCCAAAAACUGCAGGGCACCAAAGUGCCCGAUGUAACCAAAAUCUUCGCCAUUCCUAUCGUGGGCUCGUUUGAGCUGGACCUCACGGACAUCGUGGUGAACAACUUCACAUGCAGCACCUCCAGCUCGAACCUCACCAUUCUGGGCGACGGCUUCUUCCACCUGCUGGCCUCCGACGUCUCCGCCCACCUGUCCUUCAAGUGGCACUGGACCAAGGCCAGCCUCAGCGGCACGGGGGAUGGAGAGCUGCUGCUGGGGGGCGGCACCAUUGACUGGGUGUUUGAGCUGCACAAGGACGAGGCGCUUCAGAAGCCGCAGCUGCAGGUGGUCACGGCCAACAGCAACUUCGACUCGGUGGACCUCAAGAUUCACUCCUACUCCGCGGACUGGCUCUACCAGGCCGUGCUCACCCUGUUCAACGAGGCGGUGAAGAGACAGGUCCAGAACGGCGUGGCUGCGGCGCUGGACGGCGAGGUGCCGGGCCGCAUCAACGCCGUGCUGGGCUCGCUGCCCACACGCCUGGAGGUUCGGGGCCUGCCCUUCUCCACCGCCUUCGAGUACUCCAUCUACACAUCCUCAUUCGUGCUGGUCAAGGGUUUCGGGGAGGUGGAGGUGCCGGAGGCGGCGGAGGAGGUGCCGGGGGCCGCCCGCCAUGACCCGGCGGCGGCGGUCGCAGAGGCGGCAGAGGCGGUGGGGGUGGAGGAGGCGCAGCCGCAGCGGCGACAGCUGCUGUCUGGAACCGCCACCGCCACCGCCACAACCCGCACCACCACCGCCACCCAAGCCGACCGCGGCAACAGCCCAGUGGCCAAGAUGACGCGGUGCCCCUUCGAGAGCUCGCCGCUGCCCCUGGACGGCCCGGCCCUGGCCUCCGACCCCGCCAUGACCAGUGUGCUGGUGCACGAGGCCACCGCCAACUGCCUGCUGUGGGGCCUGCACCGCGCCGGCAAGCUGACGUUCAGCCUGCGGGACGGAUCCGUGCCCGGGCUGUCCAUCACCACGGACGUGUUGGCGCUGCUGGUGCCGCAGCUGCCCACGCUGUACCCGCACAUGGGCAUGGUCAUAAAUGUGGAGGCGCUGGACUCGCCGCACGUGUCCCUGUCCGCCGCCGCCGGCGCCACGGUGUCGGCGGCCUACCGCAUGGGGCUGGUGGUGGCCAACGACAGCCUGGGCAACCCGGAGGUGGUGCGCCUGGUCGCCAACCUCACCGUGUCCGCCCAGCCCGACUGGGACGCCUUCGUCAUUGGUGACGUGGCGGUGCAUCACGUGGUGGAGGCCAGCCAGCUGUCGGUGCCGGCCGAGCAGUGGGACAACACGGUCACGUGGCUCAUACAGAACUACGGCCCGCUGGCCUCCCUGCGCCAGGUGUUUGAGCUGCUGGUGCGCACGCCCGACAGCAGCCAGGUGGCGCUCACGUCCGCACACACAGCCACCUACGACGGCGGCUGGUUCGGCCUCAGCGCCGACGUCGAGGUCACCCUGCCGCCGCCACCCGCAGCCGCCGUCGCCGCCGCAGCCCGGACGUAGAGCAGUCGCCACCCUCAGAGUCUCGUGGUGUGUCUCCUGUGUGCGCCCGCGCGUGUGGUCAUUUGGGCGCAUCGCAGGGUGUGCGGCCGUUGUUCGGCGUCGGGUGUUUCAAGUGGGUCCCCGUGUAUGUAGCGGACCCGUGUAGGCUGGUGAAAAGCCGGGUAAAGGUGUCGCCUAUGCGGACUCUGUUGGUUACUUGGUUGAGGCUGUCACGCGAUGGCCGUGUGGUGGUGUAGGCCGCUGUGUGGAUAUGAGCCGGUGGCGCCGUGGCGGUGAUGGGCGCAGUGGUAGGGGUGGGGGCGGAUGCAGUCUGCUGUGGCGACACCGCAAAAGUCGCACGGUUGUAAAUUGGAUGUCAGGUCUCU
This is a messenger RNA of Chlamydomonas reinhardtii, 2393 nucleotides long. RefSeq lists its product as uncharacterized. The coding region runs from base 235 to 2028 and encodes 597 amino acids. Gene Ontology annotation, molecular function: lipid binding. Lineage: Eukaryota; Viridiplantae; Chlorophyta; Chlorophyceae; Chlamydomonadales; Chlamydomonadaceae. The record is from RefSeq and is a predicted model, not a curated record. The transcript has 10 exons.